Molecule: messenger RNA, 5688 nt
Organism: Maniola jurtina (meadow brown)
Lineage: Eukaryota; Metazoa; Arthropoda; Insecta; Lepidoptera; Nymphalidae
Gene: stai
Product: stathmin-4
Exons: 7
Coding region: 307-1179 (290 amino acids)
Biological process (GO): neuron projection development; regulation of microtubule polymerization or depolymerization; microtubule depolymerization
Cellular component (GO): cytoplasm; neuron projection
Molecular function (GO): tubulin binding
Source: RefSeq, a predicted model, not a curated record
CGAAAGUUCAAAACCAAAAAAAAACAUUGCCUUCUUUCAUUGUUGUCAAUCGUUGUUUUCGAGGAUCUAUGCAGUUCCGUGUUCAUAACCUGCGUUUCUUCAGUUUAAUUUGAACUUGUAACUGUUUUAACGGUGUAACUAGAUUUAAAUAGAAGGUGCGAGCCAAAAACACUUUAUAAUCCUUCUGCCAUUUGUGCUAAACGGACGGUGAACGUGACUCGCGAGUGCACACCGCUUCUUCAUUUCAAAAUCUCUUUGUUCGUUGGAGCACCCCGUGACGAUCAACAAAACAAACUUUUCCCGACAAUGGAAGUUGAAAACAUAUCCACUGAAAUCCGCUGCCAAGAGAUGUCGAAGGGCGGCCUAGCAUACGAGGUGAUCCUCGCGGAGCCGGUCGGCGUGCCAGUGCCUCGCCGCGCUGACUCGCCCGAGAAGACGCCGUCCGUCGAGGAAAUCCAAGAGAAACUGAAGGCGGCCGAGGAGAGGAGACGCAGUUUGGAAGCCAGCAGAAUGGCAGCGAUUGCCCAGAAGAUGCAUAAGAUUGAGGAGGCGUCUCGCAUCAGGAGCGAACAGACAAAUAACUUCAUCUCCACGACAAAGGAGGCGCUCGAUGCCAAGAUGGACUCCCACGAGGAGAAACGCGAGGCGUAUAUCAAUGAGCUGCGUGCUCGUCUCAAGGACCAUCUUGAAGGAGUCGAAAAGACCAGGUUGACCCUGGAGCAGCAGACGGCUGAGGUAUACAAGGCGAUUGAGGACAAAAUGAACACAGCGGCCGACAAACGCGACGAGAACAUCAAGAAGAUGCUCGAGCGUCUCCGGGAACACGAGGAGCAAGUGCGCAAAGUGCGAGCGGGCAACCAGGAGAAAUUCCAACAGCUGGAGAGCGCGAUCCAGGACAAGCUGCAGCAGGCCGCCGACCGCCGCCUGCAACUCGAGGCCGAGCAGAGGGAGAAGCUGCGCAACCACAACAAUAAGCUACUGGAAGUGCGAUCGUCCAUCACGGCCAAGAUGGAGGAAAUCACCAAAGACAUUGAGAACAAAUUGACUGCCGCAGAGCAGAAGAGGGAAUUGGAGAUACAAAAGAAAUUGGACUUCGUUAAGAAAGAGGAGAGACGCGCAGAAAUGGUGCGACAGAACAAGAGCGCACGCGCCGAAAGUGAGGCCCCCCUCUCCGGCUAGACGCCCCGCCCCGCACCGCGCCGCACCGCUCCGCCGAACACUAGCGAGCACGCGAACGCGCCCGAGCACGCGAACACGCAGACACAAACAAGUAGACCGAGAAACCUAUACAGCCAGCGCUAAAAAUCCCAUUUCUGAAGAUAGAUAGAUUGAAUCUUCAGAAAAAAAAUUAAGAAAAACAUUUUUUUUAAGCGUCGUAAUUGUUUUUGACUUAAGCAUCAACUAUUAGUGUCUAUCUCUUUCUGUCUUAUAUAAGUAAGCCAGUACUGUAUAGGUUUCUCGGUCUACGCCCGACGACGCACUGACGCCAUGCCAUAAACAAUGAUCUCAGUCUUUCUUAUUUUGCGGAAGCGUGGUUAUGUCGGGACGCCAAUGGACGCUCAUUAGAAUAUUUUGUCGUGGUCGUUAAUUAAUUAUUAAUAUUGAUUACCGAUUUUGUUGUGAUGUGGCAACAGUGAUUACCAAUUUUGUUGUGUCAUGGCAAAAUUGAUUACCAUUUGUACUGUGUCAUGGCAACAUUGACUACCAAUGUUGGAGUAACGUGGCGACAGUGAUUACCAAUUUUAUUGUGUCGUGGCAAUAUUGUUUACCAACGUUUCAAUAUAGUUUGAUCAGUGCUUUCCAAUUUUGUUUUACAUCGAUUACUAAUUUUGCUAUGAUACAACAUUAUCACGCAUGAUUGUUGAAGUACACUUGUUCCAUGUUAAGCAAUGAUCUCGAAUAAAGUGCGUAGGUGAUUCUUUAUUUGUACGGAAGUAACGAGAUUUAGCUAUUUUUUUGUUCGGCUGGCUUUUUAAUGUGCGGCGCAAAUCGUCAGGCGGAGUUGAAACACCAAAAAAUAAGACAUAUUAUUAAUAAAAAUAUCAACAUCUUUAUAUUAAAAAAAGAAAAUGUAACGCUUUGUGUCAGUGUUACAUGUUGCGGUUGGGUUAUGGAAAAACACCGAAAAUUCCCCUCAAGCUUAAAGUUGAUUUUGAAAAUUUCAUUUCUAGGUGUUUUAUAAUUUUUUUUUUACCUAAACAAUGGCAAUAUCGCUAAAUGUCACUUACCAUGGCCUAUUGUUAGAAAAAAUUAAAUUGGUCUUAAGAUGUGGUGUUACGAAUUCCCACUUUUAGUAAUUUUGAGUAAGGUUGAAUUACUGAAAGUUGGACGGAGGUCGUUUAAAGGCUUGGGGUUCCGUACUGCAAAUUAAAAAAAACUAAAGCUUCGAUAUUAACUUUUCAAAUGUGACGGAACCCAGUUCGAAGUGUAUUUUUUUACUAUGGGAGGGAAGGUUGAGGGAUUUAAUUAAUUCCUAAUCGUUAGUUAUAGUGUAAUAUCAUUAUUUUUAAUGUUUAACAUAACGCAACAGUAUUUUAGGGAAGUAUAAUCUAAAUUUAAGUUCUCUCAUAGUAUCAUCACUUGCUAUAGACUGUCAGUAAAUGUAUUUUGAAUGAUUUUUUUAAAUAUUUCCAUAGAAUAAGUUUGUCGCGAGUCGUUUGUGAUGCGUCGGUAUUGUUCAUUCGAUGGAUGCUUUGCCCGGUUAUAAGCAAGCUUAGCACUACAAGCGCCUUGAUUAUUAUCUAUGCUGUAUUGUGACAACAGUGAUUACCUAUGUUGUUGUAUCACAAUACCAUUGAUUACCAACGGUGUUGUAUAGUGACAAUAUUGAUUUGUGUUGUUUAUGUCAUGACAUAAUUGAUUACCAACAUAAUUGUGAUGGCAGCAUUGAUUACCAAUUUAACUGUAUUGAAAAAACAGUGAUUACCAAAGUUGUUGUUUCAUGAAUGAUAGAAAUGGUAGCAAAAACAACUAAUGAAUUAGAAUAAACGACCAAAUUUUUCUCGUGUUAGAUUAAAAAUAAUAAAAAAAACGUGUGAAUUAUUAAAAAUAUUAAAUUAAUAGGUGUUUGUAGUGUUAAAGCUAUGUAUUUGCCUAACGUCAGAUCUAGUCCACGUUUAAAUUGUCACUCAUACACUUAUUAUGAUCUCAAAAACAAGCACAAUGAUGAAACAAUAGUUAGGUCGAUAGCAGAAGUGCCUAGAAGUCCGUGUAUCGCGCGCGGACAAUAUCACUAAAUGUAUGUAACGCGUGAAACUGCCUUUAUAGCGUUUUAUAUUUUUUUUAAACGUAGGAAAAUGAUGGCCGUCGCUGGCUUACGCUGCAACGCUUGCGUAUCACACAAAUUGACAUUCAAAUGUGAACUUAGUUUUGUACUAACGGUACAUUUAUUAACGAACAACUAGUCAUUUGCCGUUACCUAAAGUUGCCUUAAAAGUUGUUGGCAUAUACAUAACCAAAUCUCAUAGGAUGUGAUCAUGUUGCCCGGGCAUUAUGAAUAAUACUGGUUAGUAUAUAAUCAUUUCUACUGAAAACCAGUUGAAAGUACACAUUUGAAUGAUCAGCUAUAUACCCUGUACUGUUCACACAGUGUAUAGCACAGUGUAUGUAAUACAUUACGUGUGUCCAGUAUCUGUACUGUAAGUGGCGCGGCGUUGGCCAGCGUUGGACUAGGCACCGGGCCGCGGGUUGGUGUUGGACACAAACUGCUUCUGUGAUGUUUUGCUCUAGUGAUAUCGUAUUGAUUGAUUAUUCAGUUAGGCACAAAUUAUAUCGAUACAUAUAGCACCGCUUAGCUUAUAUACAGUUUAGAAACGAAUCUAUAACCACAGAUAAGAAAUAAAAUAAUAGCGUCACCUUUACGUGGCUUGGGGAAUAUGAAAAUUCAAACAAACUAAAAAAAAGAUAAAGGCACAGUAGCAUAAUUCAAGGAGUGGAUCGAAUGGAUUGAAAUCCGAAAGGUCCAUGGUUCAGAGUUCAAACCCGUUCCGUAUUUGUUGCAAGAGAAGCUAUAUCUACGCUUAAAUGGUGGAGAAAGGGGAUAUUGGUCAUUUUAAAUAUGGCUUUUAACAGGGUGAACUACUAUACUUACUUCUUAUUGAAAUCUUAAUCCAACUAUUGCGUGAAACACAAUAGUUACAUUGAGAAUUCAAUAAAGAUGACCUCUACUAAUCUCUCGCAAAUACAGUUUUAAACUAUCUAUAAAACAACAUGGUGGUCGCAAUGCCGUUUCCGAACUGUAUAAGAGCUAAGCUGUGGCAAUAGUUAAUUCGCGUCAGCGAGUCCACCAUACUGCGAUUCGAGCGAUCGAUUUUGUUGUCGAAUAAUAAAUCGAUUUUAAAUAUCGAGUCGCAGUAUGCCAGGACCUUAGUGGCUAGUUGAGUGGAAUGAGGGGUUUAAAGAUUAGUUAGACGAGUGGUGGUGAAGUUUAAAAUAUUUCUCCAUUUUUAUAGUCCAUUUUUUUCCAAUUCAAUUAUUAAAUAAUGUCAGUCUGUUUUUUGGUCGACGAUAUGAUAUGAUAAUAAUAAUAAUUGUAUAUAAUUAAUGUCUUAUUCACGUAGCAUGUUCAUUUUGGCAUUUUUUUCGUGCUAAAUGUAGGUAUUUACUGAUGUAGUAGAUGGAUGAUUACUUAUAAUAUAUGUACAAAUUUCAAAAUUGAUUUAUUUAAUUGGUUUCAAAUUAUAUUACAUCGAUUAUUUUUGAAUAAUUUAUGAAAUAAUAAUCGAUUUGUCAAAUAAUUGAGGCAUCCACAUUGAAAUAUCUCUCAUAUUCAGAAAAUUGACACUUUUACAGACCAGUCUCUUUCGUGCCUCCUUCAAGGUAUGUGAUACUGGUGAAGUGCAUUGUGCUGGUUUGGCACUACAAAAAGCCACCAAACAAGAAAAGAACAUGAUAAAUAAGCUCUACAGAUAAAUCGAUUUUGAAGUUCAUAUAAAUAUAGUUGGCAUUGUGUAAAAAAACGUACAGUCAGUGCAUACCUAUAUUAAACAUAUCAAAAAUGCCAUAAGGGAUGUUCGAUGUGAAGGGGAGUAUAAAUAAGAGACGAUUGUAUCUUGCUUGGCGGGGCGACGGGCGAGCUUGCCUGCUUCACUGUUACUAACGCUACUCGUAAAGUAAGGGAACUAGGUGUAAGUACUAGCUUGAAUCUGUAGCGGCGAGACGUGAACACCUCUGACCAAUUUGCCUUGGAUAUUGUGUAGCCUUUUAGACUCAAAGAUCGAGACAAAUCAUGUAUAGCGACGCCAACUUAUAGCUUUCUGAGACCCGACUGUUAAUUCUUGGGUGACCAAAAUGAAAAUCGUUACUAAAGUUAGUGUUUACCUGUCAAUUUACGACCUAUAAAGAAAGGUCUGCGCAGACAAGGAAUUAUGGUCAAGGAAAUCUGUGAACUUAAUAGUUCUUCGCCAUACUAUUUCUGUCAAUUUACUCAAGAAAUUGCACUCGAGUCUCUCAUGAUACCUAAUUAUUAACGUUUUAAUUCUAUUUUGUGUUCUUAUAUUUUAGUAACGUUAGUCACUGUUUAUCUUGUACGGUGUUACGAUAUGAUACGUUAAUUUUAUGUUUUGUGUAAUUAUUAUAUCGAUAUUGAUAAUGUGCUUCAGUUUGUGAGGUUAUGAAAUUGCUAAUUGAAGUGCAGGCAACUUUUGUAGUUUCAUUGUCGUAUUGAAUAAAGUCAUUAAUACUAAUAAA